Molecule: messenger RNA, 1429 nt
Organism: Gastrolobium bilobum
Lineage: Eukaryota; Viridiplantae; Streptophyta; Magnoliopsida; Fabales; Fabaceae
Exons: 9
Coding region: 50-1087 (345 amino acids)
Biological process (GO): endoplasmic reticulum tubular network organization; membrane organization
Cellular component (GO): membrane; endoplasmic reticulum
Source: RefSeq, a predicted model, not a curated record
AGAGUGCGUAGUAGAAGAAGAAGAAAAAGAAAGAGAGUGGAAAAAAAAAAUGGCGGAAGAGAGAGAAGAUCCACAGAAGCUGAAACGAAUAGCGGCGGAUUCAUACGACUACGACAACGACCAACGAUGGCCCGAUUAUUGGAACAACGUUCUCAUCCCUCCCCACAUGGCUUCACGCUCCGACGUCGUUUCUCACUUCAAGCGCAAGUUCUACCAACGCUACGUUGAUCCUGAUCUAGUGGUAGAACCAAUGUCUUUUGGCAGUUCAUCCCAGCCAGCACGGCCAUCAGCAACAUCGUCGUCGUCACCAUCUCCAACAAAUGGUCAAGCUCGUGCAAGAAGCUCUGGAACAACUAAUAGAACUUCAGGGACAUCUUCAACUGCAGGACCUAAUCCAACAUCUUUGCGUUGGGAUCGGCAGACAAUUCUAUUUUCUGUUAAUGCUUGGGUGUUUGUCGUGGCUGUCCUUGCAGCCGUUCCACUGGUACCUAGGCAUCUUUCUCAUAGGGCUUAUCGACUUUCUUUUAUGGGUACUACUUGCUCUUCCCUGUACUCAUUGUACUCGCUAUAUGGGAAGCCAAGGGCAUGGAAUUUGCAGGCCUUGCAAGUUUACUUUCAGUCAAUAAUAGCCACGAAGGAAUUUAUAUACUUCAUCUACUGCCUUACAUUUGUUACAUCACAUCUUUGCCUUAAAUUUGCUUUGAUCCCUAUCUUAUGCUGGUCAUUUGAACACGUUGCCAAGUUCCUUAGACGCAAUUUCAGUCGCUCUAACUUGUACAGGAAGUACUUGGAAGAGCCUUGUGUUUGGGUGGAGUCAAACAAUACUACCCUCAAUAUACUGACAUCACACGCCGAGAUUGGACUUGGAUUCCUGCUGGUCAUCUCACUUUUGUCGUGGCAGCGCAACAUAAUUCAAACAUUCAUGUACUGGCAGCUUUUGAAGCUCAUGUAUAAUGUUCCUGUUACUGCUGCUUACCAUCAGAGUGUUUGGGCUAAAAUUGGGAGGACUGUUAAUCCAAUCAUCCACCGAAAUGCACCAUUCUUGAAGACUCCUCUAUCUGCAGUGCAAAGAUGGUGGCUAAGGUAGAAGCUUGGUUAAAGUGAUUUCAUAUGAACACCAAGUAGACUUUUUUAUCUUCAAAUACAAAUUGAUUUCACGGGAACGAUCAAAUGGCUGGUUGGUCAUAUUCAGAGAACUGAAGUAGAUUUUGGGUUGAAUAAUGAUCUAACAGUGAAUGACAAUUUGAUUACUAGUGUGUGUUUUAAGUACACUUUUAAUAUCAUUCCUAUUAAUCUUUGUUUAAGUACUUUGUUUUUCAAUUUUGUUGGUUAUUGGCGAAAGCGAUUUUAUAUAUCCUUAGAGGAGUUAUUGUCAGUGGCUUGACUUGAUAAAAAAUUAUGUAACAACUAUUUCAGUCUACAGUAACAA